Messenger RNA from Rhipicephalus sanguineus (brown dog tick), 3637 nucleotides. RefSeq lists its product as uncharacterized. The record is from RefSeq and is a predicted model, not a curated record. Lineage: Eukaryota; Metazoa; Arthropoda; Arachnida; Ixodida; Ixodidae. Gene Ontology annotation, molecular function: serine-type endopeptidase activity. Gene Ontology annotation, biological process: proteolysis.
AGCCAGAGGCUGAGUAAACAGGACCGAGAAACACAUACUUAGUCUUCGGUGUCGAGCAGAGUCGGACUCGCAGGCGGAUUCCAUCCGCAAUCCUUUUGAUGAGACGGUUUCCUCGGAUAUUACGCCGCUUACGCUGACAAUCCUGCGCCACCACGAGUGUAUGCACAAGAAGGUGGAAACGAUGCUGCUGUGGCUGGUGGUGGUUGCGGCACUUCUGGUGACCGGGCAAGCUACGAACUCCUCCACCGGUGAGCACACCGCACCUAGGCAGACCGACUGCCGCACCCCGGAUGGCCAGGAAGGCUUCUGCAUCAUGGCGUCGCAGUGCAGGCCACUGGCGCUUCUAUCGUCCAGCCAACAGCGGCGGUACGUGUGCGGCUACCGAGGACCGCUGGCCAAGCUCUGCUGCGCACCCGAACAGGAUUCGGGAGAAAGAGCCGACAACUCGACCGGCGUCGUCUCCCGCGGCGCUGGUUCGGACGGUGCGGCCAUCGCCCCUGCCCCAUCGCCCGAACCUUUGCCCGAAGGCUACCCCAACGCGCUGCCUUCCGGUUGUGGACUUUCCAGUGUGAGUGACUCCCGCGUCGUCGGAGGACGAGUGGCAGAUGUCGGUGCGUGGCCGUGGAUGGCAGCCAUCUACCUGAAGACGGAAGCCCAGCCAAAAGUCGGCUGCGGAGGCGCGCUAGUCACAGAUCGCCAUGUGCUCACCGCAGCCCACUGCGUCAGCGUCGGCGCGCGUGCAAGGCAGCUUCCCGCCCGGGUGCUGACCGUGAGAGUCGGCGACCACGACCUGAACUCGAGCGACGACAAUACGACGCCCAUGGACGUCGAAGUGGCCGACGUGAUCCGCCACCCGCGCUACGACCGGCGCACGUACGCCAACGACAUCGCGUUGCUCGUGCUGCGCAAACCCGUCACUUGGGGGCGCUACGUGAUGCCAGUGUGCCUGCCUUUCGGACCCCUGGCUUCGAACACCCUGGACGGUCACAACGCUUUCAUCGUCGGUUGGGGCGCCACGCAAUUCAGCACGCCACAAGGGGGUGUCCCCGAACCCACGAGGUCUGUCACAGACGGAGCCGGAAGCAGCGUGCUGCGGCAAGCCCAGAUCCCCGUGUGGGCCGAGGCCGAAUGCAAGAAGUCGUACGCGCAGCACCUGCCCAUCAGCAAGUCUCAGCUCUGCGCGGGAGACGCUGGUGCCGAAAUGGACUCGUGUCAGGGCGACUCCGGGGGUCCCCUGUUGCUGCCGCACGAGGGCCGCUACUACGUGGUGGGCAUCGUCUCCUCGGGAAAGGACUGCGCCACGCCAAACUUCCCGGGGAUCUACACCCGCGUCUCUUCGUACCUCGACUGGCUGCGCGACCAGCUGGGCGUGGGGCAACAGUCGCACUUCGAGCCAGGUCGCGGUGACCGGGAAGCGACCAUGGCGCAGGAGCUGGGAGACGAGCUUGGCCGCGUCCUGCGGGAGCGGGGCCCCAUCGACACCGCGCUGGAUCGCUUCGAACGCCAGACCAAAGUGCGCCGCGAGUACCUGGUGUACGGCGCGAUGGGCGUCGUGGCCGUCAUGUUCGCCAUGGACAUGAUGAGCGCCUUCCUCUGCCAGUCCAUCACCACCGUCAUAGGGGUGCUGGGCUGCCUGCGGGCCCUGGAGCGACAGGACCAGGCCUCCAUGCAGAAGUGGACUGCCUACUGGCUCAUCUACAUCAUCCUCAACGUCUACCUCGGUUUCAUAGUGCGCUUCGUGGGCCGCUACUUCAUCAAAAUCCACAUGUUCAAGUUCCUGCUUCUCGCCUGGUGCGCGCUGCCCAUCGAGGGCAACGGAUCGGACUACAUCUACAACAAGCUGCUGGCGCACCGCAUAUUCCGGCCAACUGGAAUGAUCGCGUCUUUGGUGCCCAAGAAGACCGCGUCUCCGCCGCUCCAGCCGCCCGGAGACGAGCGACGCGACAAGACGCGCCCGAGUGCGUCUCCCGACCGCCGGUCCGUGAUCCUCCGUGAAUCUCACGUGGUCUACAACCACUGGAGGAGUUUAGCGCCCCCCUACAAGAAACCCGGGCAGCUUUUGUCGGCUGUGGUCAGAACGAGUUUGGUUUGCGCCUUCCUGGACCGACCGGCUGGUUUUAGGCGCCGAAACGGCCCUUGUGUGUGGCAGUGGUGCUUGUUUUCGACUUCGACGCGACAAAGCAGCAGCGGCGGUGGCACCAUGUGGCUCUGCGUGCUUCUCUCGCUAGGCCUGCUGGCCCCAGCGCUGGCAGCGAAUGACGAGGCUACCACGGAGGAAACUCCAGAGAAGAGGCUACUGGUGUUCCCGCCUAACGAGCUGCCGUCUCCUGGCGGCUACUGCCAGUCACCGCUGGGCGUGACGGGCCGCUGCAUACCGUACCAGGAGUGUCGCUUCCUGUUCGACGACGAGUUCCUGGCGCGCCGGUCGCUGUGCGGCUUCAGUCGGCGACAGUCGCUCGUGUGCUGCCCUCAGAAUGGCGGCGGCGGAGGUGGAGGAUUCGGCGGAGGCUUCGGCGGCGGCUUCGGAGGAAACGGAUUCGGAAACGGAUUUGGAAACGGAUUCGGCAACUUCUUCCCGCAGCAGAUACCGCACGUACCACAACAUACGUUCCCGGGCCUGAAUCGGCCGCUGCAGCCCAGUCCGCCGCCCGUCUUUCCUGGAGGUGGAGGUGGCCGGCCAGGAGGUGGAGGUGGCCGGCCAGGAGGUGGAAGUAGACGGCCAGGAGGAGGUCGUCCACAUUUCCCCGGCCAACGGCAGCCCCCCGCAGAGCGACCGCCGCAGCAGAAUCUAUGGGGCACGCAUGAUUGCGGCGUAGCUAGCAGUGCAUUGGUCCGAAUCGUGGGAGGCAGGGAGUCCCAGCUAGGAGCGUGGCCCUGGAUUGCGCUGCUGUUCAUCGACGUGCACGGCAACGGCGUCCGCUCUCCUUUGUGCGGCGGUGCGCUCGUCACACCCCGGCACGUGCUCACGGCCGCGCACUGCACCUUCAGCGGCAACCGGUCGCUGACUCCGGAUGCGUUCGUCGCGCGGCUGGGCGAGCACGACUACCUGAGCAGCGACGACGGCGCCAACCCCGUGGACGAACCUGUGGUGCGCAUAGACCGCCAUGCGCAGUUCAAUCCGCGCACCUACCUGAAUGACGUGGCCGUGCUCACGCUGCGGCGGCCCGUGCCCCUGAACAAGGACAUCGCGCUCAUAUGCCUGCCGUACGGCUCCAUGCGCGACGACCAGUACCAGAACCGCAGUGCCAACAUCGCCGGCUGGGGCGAGCUCUACUACGGCGGACCGUCGAGCGCCACGCUACAGGACACGCGCAUACCCAUCCAGAGCCUGGACACCUGCAAGGAGUCCUUCAAGCGCACCAGCAUCACGUUCACCGACCACUACCUUUGCGCGGGCAGCCUGAAAGGCGACAAGGACGCCUGCAGAGGCGACUCCGGAGGACCGCUAAUGCUGCUGGACGACCAACAGCGGUUCACCAUCAUCGGCAUCACAUCGUUCGGGCGCCGCUGUGCGGAACCCGGCUACCCGGGCGUCUACACGAGAGUAGCCAAGUACCUCGACUGGAUCCAGCAGAGGCUCGUCUGAAUGCCCCGCCGAGGGCGCCCCCUGUAAAUAAACCCGCUACGUCACCACUCG